Molecule: messenger RNA, 1029 nt
Organism: Talaromyces rugulosus
Lineage: Eukaryota; Fungi; Ascomycota; Eurotiomycetes; Eurotiales; Trichocomaceae
Exons: 1
Coding region: 1-1029 (342 amino acids)
Biological process (GO): carbohydrate metabolic process
Cellular component (GO): extracellular region
Molecular function (GO): chitinase activity
Source: RefSeq, a predicted model, not a curated record
AUGCGUACCUUUACCGCACUUGCCGGACUAAGUCUGCUGGCCAGCUCUGCCCUCGCAAAACCCAUCACCCUUGCGAGCCGCAACUCUUCUUCUACCGCCCAAAACGUUGUCUACUGGGGCCAGAACGGUGGUGGUACCAUUGAGAACAAUGACCUCGCUGCAUACUGCAACUCAACUUCGGGCAUUGAUGUCCUUGUGAUCGGUUUCUUGUACCAGUAUGGCAACGGUAACGACGUCCCUGGAGGUCUCUUCGGACAGUCCUGCACCAUCACCUCAGGCAAGGGCCAGAACUGCGACAGCUUGGCCGCGGCCAUCCCAACCUGCCAGAAGGCUGGCAUCAAGGUUGUCCUCUCCCUCGGCGGUGCUAGCGGCGGAUACUCUCUGCAAUCUACCGCAGAGGCCCAACAGAUUGGCCAGUACUUGUGGGAUUCAUACGGCGGCGGUUCCGGAAACAGCACUUCCAGACCACUUGGCGACGUAGUUGUGGACGGCUUUGACUUUGACAUUGAGAACCCCAACGGCGCUGAAUACUACCCCGAUAUGAUCUCGACUCUUCGCUCCAACUUCGCCAAGGACACCAGCAAGACAUACUGGAUUACCGGUGCCCCUCAAUGCCCUAUCCCUGAGCCCAACAUGGGUGCCAUUAUCCAGAACGCCCAGUUCGACAAAAUCUGGGUCCAGUUCUACAACAACAACAACUACACCCACCCUUGCGCUCUGGGUAUCAACGGCGAUGCUGCCUUUAACUGGGACGAGUGGAAGUCCUUCACCGCCAACAGCUCUUCCAAGGAUGCUCAGAUCUAUGUUGGUGUCCCUGCAUCCGAGCUAGGUGCCAAUGGUACUCCCACUGGCUCUGUCUACUACGCCACUCCCUCUCAGCUUGCCACCAUCGUUAGCUCCGUCAAAGAUGAUGAGCGCUUCGGCGGUGUGAUGAUGUGGAGUGCUGGUUUCUCUGACGCUAACGUCAUCGACGGCUGCACCUACGCCCAACAGGUAUCCAGCAUUCUCAAGACUGGCUCGCCAUGCUAA